CCUGGGACCACAGCAGUGUAGUGAUCGAGAAGGGUCCAAACAAGUAGUUUGUCCUCAUAUGGGCCAUAGUAACUAGCGAUUCCUCAACUUUCAGCCAUCCACACCUUUACAACCGCAUCUGGUGCCUGCAUCAUCAGCCUACUCAAAAAGGUUACCAUUUUCCAUCUUUAAGCGGUUUUUCAUCCAAGGUCGGAGAAAAUGGCAGCAAUCCCAUCAGGUGGCUCUCUUGUUGCCACUCAUGACUACUAUAGAAGACGCCUGGGGUCCAACUCCAGCAACAGCUCUUGUGGUAGUGCUGAAUAUGCUGGGGAAGCCAUUCCACACCAUCCAGCACUUCCAAGGCAAGACUCUGGCCACUGGUGGACCUCAUUUUUCUUUGCAAAACAGAACCAGCCCGGCAUGCAGAAUGGCUCUGACAAUCAAAAGAACAGAACCUACACAGUGGCCAAUGGUCAGGUGACCUGCAUCGCCAGGGAGAUGGUUUUGAAGCGACAACUUAGCGAAAGCAGCGACAAUGGAAAGUUUGAGCCAGUAACCCUCCCACCACCGUCUUCCUGAAGCCAGUCCCCUCCACUGACUAACCCACUUUGCACCUUCCUCACCCUCAGCUUACCAUCCAUCCCAUAGUCCAACGUUGGAGAUGGAGAUGAUGAUGGUGAUGAUGAUGGUGUUUUGUAACCUUUAGUAAAUAGUUUGCUUGUACUUUUUGCCUCUGUUUAUUAUGUUUUUAUUAUGACCAAAACAUAAAAAAAGUAAAAAGUUUUUUAAUCUAUUUCUUGUAUUGUAUUUACAUUGUUAAUAAGAAUAAAAACUAUACACCCUUG
This is a messenger RNA of Melanotaenia boesemani (Boeseman's rainbowfish), 824 nucleotides long. It is a transcript of the gene ppdpfa, whose product is annotated as pancreatic progenitor cell differentiation and proliferation factor a. Bases 199 to 558 code for a protein of 119 amino acids. NCBI's taxonomy places the organism in Eukaryota, Metazoa, Chordata, Actinopteri, Atheriniformes, Melanotaeniidae. The transcript has 5 exons. The record is from RefSeq and is a predicted model, not a curated record. Gene Ontology annotation, biological process: cell differentiation; multicellular organism development.